Molecule: messenger RNA, 738 nt
Organism: Rotaria socialis
Lineage: Eukaryota; Metazoa; Rotifera; Eurotatoria; Philodinida; Philodinidae
Source: the annotation of a GenBank genome assembly
AUGUUUCUAGUAGUUUUGCAAUUACUACUGAUCACUGAUACUCAUAGUAGUGCUAGUCAUCGUCGUCGUCGUCGUCGUCAAACAUCAGGCUCAUUGUAUGGUACAAAUGCUGGCUUAGGUUCAAGUGCACCGGCAGGUUUUAAUUAUCCUGCAAAUACGAAUUUUGAUGGUAUACGUAUGAAUAAUCUCGAUGCACGAGAUCUCUACCUGAAUCCAUUGAUUUCAUCAUCAGUAAACCAUCAUCCAUUACAGAGUGUUAAUUUAUACGGUCUACCACGCCAACCAAUAGAUCAAGUGUUCGGUACAAAUGAGCAAUCGUCAUCAAAUGCUUUAUUUAGUGGAAGUGCUUUCUAUCCUGGAGCCGCUGGUGGUUCAUCACUCUUCCAUUCAAAUACUCAAAUGGCUUAUCCAGCCAAUACAAAUCAAGUGCUAACACAUAGACAUUUUCCUAGUCCAACGUCGAAUAUGAAUAAUAAUCCAUUUGCGAAUAAUAGAGAACCAUCAGCAAAUCGUAAUACUUAUUUCGGAUCGAUGGAUGGCUAUCCAAAUAGAAAUUCAUGGUCAAAUACAAAUAGUGUUAAUCGAUACAAUCAAAAUGCUGCCAAUGGAUGGCGUGCGAAUAGAAACAAUAACAAUCAAAAUUCGAAUGCAUACUAUUAUAAUGGUAGUUAUCGAUUAGCGAUAUCAUAUUUUAUUUUCGUUCUCUCAUUGUCUGUUACUAUGUUCUCAAAAUUAUAA